GUUCAUAAGACUGUCGCCAAUGCUCGUUACACAACCUCUUCCAUUGCCGACUCAUCAGUUUGUAUGGUGGUUGACCGAUACUCACUUGUUGCCAUCAGUAUACCUAGUGAUACCAUGGAAAGAUGGGAUGGAAAGGUGGCUGUAGUAACCGGAGCGAGUUCUGGUAUUGGUAGAGCUAUAGCCCACACCCUGGUGACCCAUGGCAUUACAGUCGUUGGGAUUGGAAGAAAUUAUGCAGCUUUGAAGAAAGUCGCAGAUCACUGUAGAGGAAAGAAAGGGAAAUUCUACCCCAAAGCGAUCGACAUAAACAAUGAGUUGCAAGUAGUGGCUUUGUUUCAUCGUAUAAAUAUGAAACUGGGAGGAGUUUACAUCCUGAUCAACUGUGCUGGAGUGUUUGUAGAUUCUGGGCUCAUCGAUGGCAAGCCUGCAGCCUGGGGAGCUGUACUGCAGGCCCAACUGUUAGGUCUGUCGAUCUGCUCACGAGAGGCAGUCCGAUCCAUGAAACGAUUUCAACACGAAGGAACAAUCAUAAACAUUAAUAGUGCUGCGGGACAUUCCAUUCCGCUACAACCCCAUGCCUCCUAUGCACACUGUCGCCAAACACGGAGUCACUGCCCUGACUGAGCUUCUUAGGAGAGAGCUAGCAGGACAGAAGUUACCCAUCAGGAUCACAAGUUUGAGUCCCGGAUUCGUCAAGACAGAAAAGUUGGAAGCGAUUCCCGCUU
Homalodisca vitripennis (glassy-winged sharpshooter) is the source of this 725-nucleotide messenger RNA. RefSeq names its product dehydrogenase/reductase SDR family member 11-like. The coding region runs from base 64 to 624 and encodes 186 amino acids. Lineage: Eukaryota; Metazoa; Arthropoda; Insecta; Hemiptera; Cicadellidae. The record is from RefSeq and is a predicted model, not a curated record. The transcript has 5 exons.